UCAGUUGGUUCGCCGUCAUGACGCUCAACGGACGACCGGCGGCGUUCCGCCUCGCUUUCGCUGCGGUGGUUUUCGGAUCCUACGUGCAAGCCACACCCGAGAUACCCUCGUUUUUGCGAAUAUGUCGUCGGAGCGAUCCUCAUCUGAACGAGUGCGUGAAGCACAGCGUGAACUCGCUCCGGCCCUACCUGAAAUCGGGCAUUCCGGCGCUUCAUAUCCCGCCGUGCGAGCCGCUGAAUGUGCCGGAGAUCGAGCUUAGCCAAGCCUCCGGACCCGUAUCCGUCAGCUCUAGUUACUCCAACAUCGAGAUCUGGGGCGGCACCGAAUUCAUACUCAAGAGCGUCAAACUCGACUUGGACAAAUCGCGCAUUCGGCUCAAACUCAAUAUCCCCCGGCUGGAGAUGCAGGCCGAUUACACGAUGCAAGGCAAAAUCCUGAUGCUACCGAUAAUGGGCCACGGCCGCGCGCUGGGCAACUACACCGACAUAGACGUCAUCACGACGAUCCAGGGCGAGCGCUACCAGGACCGCAACACGAGAAAGACGCAUUUCCGCGUGCUCGAGUUCUACUGUGAUUUCGACGUCGGCCACGCCAACAUUCACCUCGACAAUCUGUUCAACGGCGAUGAAACUCUCGCCGACGCCAUGAAUCUGUUCCUCAAUGACAACUGGAAGACCGUGGCCGCGGAAAUCAAGCCUGGCUUGGAGGACACCGUUUCCAAAUUGUUCAAGAAUUUCUCCAACAAAAUCUACGCAAAGUAUCCUCUCGACACUCUGCUGCCACCGUGA
Molecule: messenger RNA, 788 nt
Organism: Phymastichus coffea
Lineage: Eukaryota; Metazoa; Arthropoda; Insecta; Hymenoptera; Eulophidae
Product: protein takeout-like
Exons: 3
Coding region: 18-788 (256 amino acids)
Source: RefSeq, a predicted model, not a curated record